Aspergillus welwitschiae is the source of this 735-nucleotide messenger RNA. Its product is annotated as dienelactone hydrolase family protein. The coding region runs from base 1 to 735 and encodes 244 amino acids. The record is from RefSeq and is a predicted model, not a curated record. The transcript is spliced from 2 exons. Gene Ontology annotation, molecular function: hydrolase activity. Lineage: Eukaryota; Fungi; Ascomycota; Eurotiomycetes; Eurotiales; Aspergillaceae.
AUGGCCUGCGACGCCUGCAAGUCAGGGUUUCGUUGGCAAGGAACCCCGGUGGGCUCCGAAAUCACGCUGAACGGCAACCCCACGUAUGUGACUGGCGACUCCAAAUCAGCCGCGAUCUUGAUGAUCCACGAUAUCUUUGGUUGGACAUUGCCUAAUGCGCGGCUUCUGGCUGAUCACUAUGCCCAAGAAGCAAAUGCCACCGUCUACCUCCCGGAUUUUUUUGGUGGCGAGAAUGUCCCACCCGAGAUCUUAGACGACCCAGAGAAGAGGGAGGCCUUCAAUGUGCCUGCUUUUAUCGAGCGUAACACGAAAGACCAACGCUUCCCGGACAUCCUCGCGUGUUCCCAAGCUCUGAAAUCCGCGUAUCCCAGAGUGGGCGCCAUCGGAUUCUGUUACGGCGGCUGGGCCGUCUUCCAGCUGGCAGCACGCGGUCCAGAGUUGUUGAGUUGUAUGUCCACGGCACACCCAACCUUAUUGACCGAGAAAGAGAUCGCUGCGGGACGCGUUCCUGCCCAGAUUCUGGCGCCAGAACAUGAUCAUCGUUUGACUCCAGAGCUGAAGGAAUUCUGCAACCGUGUAAUUCCGGAGCUGGGCCUGCCCUAUGAAUAUGUCUACUUUCCCAAAAUGUCUCAUCGAUUGGCAGUCAGAGCGGAUCUGAACGACGAGUUGCAGAAAGCGGAGCUCGCGAGGGCAAAGCGAGCGGCGGUCCACUGGUUCAAUGAGUGGCUACACUAA